AAACGCAACACAACAACAUUACACAACAUUACACAACAAGAAUACAAAGUAACAAAUUUUUAAGGUAAAGAUGUCGUGGCAAACUUACGUUGAUGAUCAUUUGAUGUGUGAAAUUGAGAGCACCGGACACCAUCUCACCGCCGCUGCUAUCAUUGGCCAUGAUGGUUCUGUUUGGGCUCAGAGCUCUGCCUUCCCUCAGAUUAAGCCUCAAGAGAACACUGAUAUCAUGAAAGAUUUUGAUGAACCUGGACAUCUUGCUCCUACAGGCAUGCACCUUGCAGGAAUCAAGUACAUGGUGAUCCAGGGAGAGCCGGGAGCUGUCAUCCGCGGAAAGAAGGGUUCUGGAGGGAUCACCAUAAAGAAAACUGGCCAAGCUCUUGUUUUUGGUCUUUAUGAGGAACCUGUAACUCCUGGACAGUGCAACAUGGUUGUUGAGAGGUUGGGAGAUUACCUCAUUGAUCAGGGACUGUAGACACAGAUCCUAAGAUGAUUUCAACAUCAAUUUAUUAAUUUCAUAUUAUUCUUUGUUUUUUUUUUGUUUUGUUUUUUUCCUUUUCCAUUUUUAUAUCUUCUGUUGUAUUAACCACAUUGCAACCCUUAUUUGGGAGUUGUUGCAGAUAAUAACAAUUUGAGAC
This is a messenger RNA of Lathyrus oleraceus (garden pea), 635 nucleotides long. RefSeq names its product profilin-2. The transcript has 3 exons. Gene Ontology annotation, cellular component: cell cortex. Lineage: Eukaryota; Viridiplantae; Streptophyta; Magnoliopsida; Fabales; Fabaceae. The coding region runs from base 71 to 472 and encodes 133 amino acids. Gene Ontology annotation, molecular function: actin monomer binding. The record is from RefSeq and is a predicted model, not a curated record.